Staurois parvus is the source of this 360-nucleotide messenger RNA. Lineage: Eukaryota; Metazoa; Chordata; Amphibia; Anura; Ranidae. The record is from the annotation of a GenBank genome assembly.
AUGCUGGGUUUGGGGAGACCGGAUAUAGUGAAUGCUGGGUUUGGGAGACCGGAUAUAGUGAAUGCAGGGUCCGGGGAGACCAGAUAUAGUGAAUGCUGGGUUUUGGGGAGACCGGAUAUAGUGAAUGCAGGGUCCGGGGAGACCAGAUAUAGUGAAUGCAGGGUCCGGGGAGACCAGAUAUAGUGAAUGCUGGGGUCCGGGGAGACCAGAUAUAGUGAAUGCUUGGUUUGGGGAGAGCAGAUAUAGUGAAUGCAGGGUCCGGGGAGACCAGAUAUAGUGAAUGCAGGGUCCGGGGAGACCAGAUAUAGGGAAUGCAGGGUCCGGGGAGACCAGAUAUAGCGAAUGCAGGGUCCUGAGAGA